GCUCGUCCCCUUCCUCUCUCGAGCCAACGGCUUGGCGAAGCUUCUGGGGACUUCUCUGGCGCGGGGGAUUGUGGGGUUGUUGGGCCGCCCGGACGCGGAGAAGAUAGGAGGAGUAGCGGCCCACUGAAUAGGCUUCCAAGAUGAUGCCCACACCAGUUAUCCUGUUGAAAGAGGGGACUGAUAGUUCCCAAGGCAUCCCCCAGCUUGUAAGUAACAUCAGUGCCUGCCAGGUGAUUGCGGAGGCUGUAAGAACCACCUUGGGCCCUCGUGGCAUGGACAAGCUGAUUGUAGAUGGCCGAGGCAAAGCAACAAUUUCUAAUGAUGGGGCCACAAUUCUGAAACUCCUUGAUGUUGUCCAUCCUGCAGCAAAGACUUUAGUGGACAUUGCCAAAUCCCAAGAUGCUGAGGUGAGAAAAUCAAGCAUAUGUGUUUAA
Messenger RNA from Leptonychotes weddellii (Weddell seal), 434 nucleotides. The record is from RefSeq and is a predicted model, not a curated record. Lineage: Eukaryota; Metazoa; Chordata; Mammalia; Carnivora; Phocidae.